Hevea brasiliensis (rubber tree) is the source of this 1505-nucleotide messenger RNA. RefSeq lists its product as uncharacterized. Lineage: Eukaryota; Viridiplantae; Streptophyta; Magnoliopsida; Malpighiales; Euphorbiaceae. The transcript has 3 exons. The coding region runs from base 55 to 792 and encodes 245 amino acids. The record is from RefSeq and is a predicted model, not a curated record.
CUGUGUUGUGAGUGUCGUACAAGCAGGCGUGAACACACAGAAAACAGGAAACCAAUGGAGAGCAACGGUCAAGAGGAGAAGACGAAAACAGUAAGCAAGGAACAAGUAAUUGCGAAACUCAAGGACGACGGCGACUUCGAUAAUCUUCGUCUCAAGAUAAUCCGCAAGCUUAAAGACAAUGAAGAAUUGCGCAAUAGCAUUAUUUCCAUUGUGAGGCAGUCAGCAGCUCUUAACCGUGCAGGGGCUGAAAACAUGAAACCCAGGCAACUUUCGGAUGCCAUAUAUAAUGAGGUUGGGAAUGAAAUGAUGAGUAAGCUUUCUGAUGGUGUGUGGGAAAUAAUUAGAUCAGGUGAUGGCAUGAAAAAUGAAAUAACAGAGACUGUACAGUCUGUCUAUAAUAAGUUGGUGGAGCCUAAAAGGAAGGAGGUGGGUGAAUCUUCUACUCAUGGAGUGGCGCUGGUUCAGAAUGAAGCUGACAAUAAGGGCCUUGUCAAGGACUCAACUGUUGCAGUGGAUGAUAACUUGUCUGAUGGUGAACUCCAAGAACCACCAGGAUUCUCUUUGUCCAUUAAUCAUCAGAACAACCAUGAACUCAAAGAGGAGUUGGAGCAGCCUAUGCAUUGCCAAGGGACUGUGGAAGAACGGAAGGAAGGGGUUAACCACUCAAAAGAUAAGCUGGAGGCUGAUGAUGUUGAUCCUGGUUUGCCACCUGGCUUUUCUACAGAUAUUGAGCAAAAGCAGCCAUGUGACGAUUGUGAUGAGGACCCUGAUGUGCCUCCUGGUUUUGGUUGAUGAGUCAGAUUCAAUGCAGUAUGUUGACACUGUUUUAGUGUUUGAUGGUGACCAUGAACGAUGUAGCUAUGAAUAUGACUGGAGGAUUCCUUUGCCUCCUUAGAAGCUUGAAAUGGAUCAAACUUGAAGAUCAGGUGAUUUUGGUAUUUUUCUCAUGCUAUUGGGUUUUUUGAUUUAGAAUAUUUACUCAGAGCUUUGUUGGGAAAGCAAAUUAUAAGAUUCUGAGUUUGACAGGGUUAUUCUCAUUGAUUCCUGCAUUAUGAAAAAUCUAUUGAGGCCAUUGAUAAUGCGGAAGUCCUUUUCCCUGAAUUUUGGGUUCAUUAGUGUGUAUUCGCAUUAUCGUUUAAGUUCAUACCAUGUGCUGUUAUUUCAAUCAACAAUCAAUGGCAGCAAACUAUUCUUUUGUGCCAGAUAUCAAGUAUUUUCUACAACAUUGCCCAUAUUUGUGUAAGCUAAAAUUCUUGAUUUUUCAAUCUUUUUGACCUUUUUUUUGGGACUUUCAACUCACCAUUAAGGUUCAGCUUCUUUGGACCCGAUGGCCCUGAUGUGUGUACAAACGGAUAGUAGCCUGGCUAUUGAGUGCAAAGAAGCUGCACGGAUGUGUUCGUUGGUUCCUCACUUAAGGUAAGUUUGGUGUCCCAUAAUAUGAUAGAUGUGUUGUUACUGUUGUAUGUCGCAUUGAAUAUGGAAAGAUGGCAAGCUGCCGUUCUGAA